Messenger RNA from Erigeron canadensis, 2029 nucleotides. RefSeq names its product probable sulfate transporter 3.4. The transcript is spliced from 13 exons. Bases 31 to 1893 code for a protein of 620 amino acids. The record is from RefSeq and is a predicted model, not a curated record. Gene Ontology annotation, biological process: transmembrane transport. Lineage: Eukaryota; Viridiplantae; Streptophyta; Magnoliopsida; Asterales; Asteraceae. Gene Ontology annotation, molecular function: secondary active sulfate transmembrane transporter activity. Gene Ontology annotation, cellular component: membrane.
AUAUCAGUUCCACCGGAAACAUCAACUCCGAUGGAGUUGCACGAUGUGUGUCUUCCACCACGAAUGACUACUUUUCAAAAACUCAGCCACAAACUCUUGGAAAUCUUUUUCCCGGAUGAUCCACUCCACAAAUUCAAAAACCAAACUCGUUUUAAUAAAAUCUUGUUAGCUCUUCACUUCGUGUUCCCGGUUUUUGAGUGGGCACCUAGUUAUAAUAUUGCUCUCUUUCGCUCUGAUGUUGUUGCUGGUCUUACUAUUGCUAGCCUUGCCAUCCCUCAAGGGAUAAGUUAUGCUAAGCUUGCAAAUUUGCCUCCUGUAAUUGGUCUCUAUUCAAGCUUUGUGCCACCAUUGAUAUAUGCUGUACUGGGAAGCUCCAAACAUCUAGCUGUCGGGCCAGUUUCCAUUGCCUCGUUGGUGAUGGGAACAAUGCUAAAUGAUGCUGUUUCGUACUCAUUACAUCCGAGUCUAUAUCUUAACUUGGCCUUCACUGCUACUUUCUUUGCUGGCCUCUUUCAAGCUUCACUAGGAUUACUUCGGCUGGGUUUUGUGAUUGAUUUCUUAUCAAAGGCGACACUAGUUGGUUUCAUGGCUGGGGCAGCAAUGAUUGUCUCAUUGCAGCAGCUAAAAGGGCUACUUGGUAUCGUAGAUUUUACUAGCAAAAUGCAAAUAAUACCUGUUUUAUCGUCUGUUUUUGAGCAAAGAGAUGAGUGGUCUUGGCAUACUAUUGUGAUGGGUUUUAGCUUUUUGGCCAUUUUGCUUACUACAAGGCAAAUAGGUCUGAGAAAACCGAAACUCUUUUGGGUAUCAGCAGCAGCUCCAUUAGCAUCAGUUAUUUUGUCAACCUUUAUGGUGGCCUUUUUCAAUUCAAAGCUUCCUGACAUUGCAACCAUUGGUCAUCUGCACAAGGGUCUGAAUCCGCCGUCAUCAAAGAUACUUUACUUCCAUGGAGAGUUUCUUGCAGUUGCUGUCAAAACCGGUGCUGUUACUGGACUAUUAUCCCUCACCGAAGGGAUCGCUGUUGGAAGAACAUUUGCAGCUUUGAAGAAUUACCAAGUCGAUGGAAAUAAAGAAAUGAUAGCGAUUGGGGUUAUGAACAUGGCUGGUUCUUGCUCCUCUUGUUAUGUCACGACAGGGUCAUUUUCGCGAUCAGCUGUGAAUGAGAAUGCAGGGGGACAAACAGCAGUGUCGAAUAUCAUAAUGGCAUUAACAGUGCUUGUGACACUUUUGUUCUUGAUGCCUCUCUUUAAAUAUACGCCUGAUCUAAUACUGGCUGCAAUCAUCGUCACUGCUGUGAUUGGGCUAAUUGAUUAUCAAAGUGUAUUUCACCUUUGGAAAGUUGACAAACUUGAUUUCCUAGUCUGCUUGUCAUCCUUCUUUGGGGUUUUAUUUGUCUCAGUUCCCGUUGGCCUUACAAUCGCAGUGGGAGUUUCCAUCUUCAAGAUUUUGUUACAUGUGACACGACCAAAUACUAGCAUCUUAGGAAACAUUCCGGGCACUAAAAUAUAUCAAGACCUUAAUCGAUACCAAGAAGCUCAAAGAGUACCAUCAUGUGUUAUACUUGGCAUUGAGGCUCCCAUCUACUUUGCAAAUUCUACUUACCUACAAGAAAGGAUAUUAAGAUGGUUAAGGGAGGAGGAAAAUUGGGUUGCAGCAAACAAUGGCAAUUCACUUAAGUGUGUGAUUAUGGACAUGACAGCGGUGACAGCCAUAGACACGAGUGGGCUUGCGAUGGUGAACGAGCUUAGAAAGAGGUUGGAAAAGCAAUCACUUCAGCUUGUGUUAGUAAAUCCAACUGGAAAUGUGAUGGAAAAGUUACACCUGUCGAAAAGUCUGGAUUCAUUCGGGUCAAAUAGACUAUAUCUCAGCAUUAGUGAAGCUGUUUCUAACAUCUAGUCUUCCUGGAAGGCUGACUGUGAAUCGAACCAGAUAGAGGACAAAAAGUACUUCAUUGUAAAUUUAUGUUUUAACUUCUGAUGAAUUCAUUGUACUAUAAAAGUUAAGAAUAUAUUGUAACAAGAACUUUAAUUUA